UCUAGUUUAAAUUUUGUGUUUGUUUUGAAUUUAGCCUUUGGGUCGUCAUAUUUUUCAUCUUCAUCUGUAAAAAUCUCAAAAAGUGAUUGUUUCUUGUGAAAAAAGCAGCGAAAGCUAUAGCGGACAUAUUGCUGAUGGUAACGAUAAUACUGUGGUCGAGUGAAAUAGUGACAUAGGAGCUCCCGUAGUAAUGGCAGCAGAUCGCCCGGGUCCGACGGGGCCAGAAGAAGUUACAUCAGCCGGUGGCAGUAUUACCAUCACAGAGACCCAUACACAUGAGCAAAUUCCGAGCACCAGUCAGGAACCUCCUGUGUUACGUCUCCGGUUACAAAAACCUCGGUCGAGCAAGAAAGUCCAGUGGACCAACGGUACGGUAGACAAUGAACACAUGAAUAAAAAGAAAUCAAAAUGCUGCUGUAUUUACGUCAAACCACGUGAGUUUGGCGAAAGUUCUUCAGAAAGCGAGGACGAAUGCGAACACUGUUUCGGGCAUGUGGAACAAAAGAAAAAACGUAAGCCGAUACCGGACUCGGAUUCCGAUGCAGUAGAUUCCAGUGGAGGACCUUCGAAAGAUCCGUCUUCAAAUGAAAAUAGAUCUAAUGAAUCCGGAGAUAGUGAAUCCAAUGCAUCAUAGAAAUAGGUAAUACUAAUUAUAAAACGCAUUCAAAACCAUUGAAUACAAAAUAUAUUAUGUUUCAAAUUUAAUUUCUUUUCAAUUUAUAAUAAAUAAUUUAUUUUAUUUCAAA
Armigeres subalbatus is the source of this 746-nucleotide messenger RNA. Its product is annotated as E3 ubiquitin-protein ligase PPP1R11. The record is from RefSeq and is a predicted model, not a curated record. Lineage: Eukaryota; Metazoa; Arthropoda; Insecta; Diptera; Culicidae. The coding region runs from base 191 to 634 and encodes 147 amino acids. Gene Ontology annotation, cellular component: nucleus. Gene Ontology annotation, molecular function: protein serine/threonine phosphatase inhibitor activity; protein phosphatase 1 binding. The transcript is spliced from 3 exons.